This is a messenger RNA of Paraglomus brasilianum, 3972 nucleotides long. NCBI's taxonomy places the organism in Eukaryota, Fungi, Glomeromycota, Glomeromycetes, Paraglomerales, Paraglomeraceae. The record is from the annotation of a GenBank genome assembly.
AUGUCCGCACAGGAUAGAAAUUCUCCAAUGGACUUAGCGAACAACUUGCCAACGGCCCCUAUGCUCUCUUAUAAAUCUUCUGCUUCACUGACGGCUCACCAUAACAACGGAUCAAAAUCUGACACACAACAGCAAACCGUGGAAUGGACAGACGAAGAACGUUUACUCUGGCUAUUCUAUAAGCUGAAUGUAGUCUAUUUAAAUCUUAAUCAACUGCCAUUAAUUUUUAAAAGCGUGUAUCAUUACGACAUUCCAUGGCUAGAUAACGAUAAAAAGCUAUUGUACAGCAAAUUUCCCCAUAAAUUGCGUAAGCUACUUCAAUGCAGAAGUUUCCCUCACUACACUGAUCUUUAUGACAGAUCCUAUCCUUCGGAUUGUUGGCGGGCUUCUCCAUCCUUUGUCAAACCACUGGACAUUCAUUCUCACGUUCUUACCAGUAAAGUAUUCGGAAGAGAUGUUACUUCUCCAACUAUAAAAGUAAUGGAAACACGAUUGCGUACUCUACUUCCGGACAGAUCACGAAUAAGCAUUGAAUUGUUACGUGAACUCUAUGAGAGCCUAUAUCCCCCAUUGACUCCCGAUAUUAUUUCAUCAUACUUGGUGUGUCCCUUGGCCGAGACACUGAAUGAUAUUACGCCCGCUUAUCGUACUUUACUGCAACAUAUAAAGUCAUCCGGUUUAGAGAUGGGAACAUAUUAUCUUACUAUAAAGUCUAAAGAAGACUGUAAACACAGUGAACACGUAGAUUAUGUGCGCGUAGUAAGACGGCAUAUGGGUGAACUGAAUCCUGAGCAUGUAAGAAGCGAUGAAAAGAUAGGAUGGAGGGUAAACAAGGAUAAGUUGAUAGAUAUGAGAAGAGCGCCGACCGAACAAUUAGAGCAAAACGAGAAGACAGGAUGGAGGACAGGCAGGGAUAUAUCGAUAGGUCGGGAGAGAUCAUCAAUUGAGCGGUCGGAACAUGAUGGAAGUAAUAGCGAAGAAGGUUGCCUGGCGAAGUUUAAAGAAGAGAUACUCACUUUGUUUCAGAAUACGUUUUAUUAUCGCCCUUCUACGCUCGAAGAAGCCUACGUAGCUACUUACGACCGUCAGCCUCCAAUAAGAUCCAAAUCAAAGACAGUCUCAGUUGCAGACCUCCUCAGCACAGAAUAUCCAUCUGAAUUUGCCAUUGUAUAUUUGAAAUCAAAUUUAAGCUUUAUUUGUCGUCGGAGCAGACAGCCAUUUAAAGGAAGCGAGUUCAGAUUUAAAAUAACAUCAGAUAGGACUGCAGCCUCGGAACGUAAAUAUUCGGAAUCCAGAACGAAUCGCAAGCCAGAAUAUGUUUAUCCACUGGAAGUAGCAUUUGCACGGGUAUACUGUGUCGCUGCACCAUCGACAGAGCUAACAACAGAUGACUUGGAAGAACUUUACUAUCAUUUAUAUCAAAGAUCAGUGGGCUGGCAUAAAUUUAAAUAUACAAGCUUCGGAGAAUUUUUAGCAGAUUCAAACGGAUUCGAUGUCAGAGGUCGCUUAAUAAAUGUCAAACAGUGUCGAUUGAGUGAGUUACUUAAGCAUAAACCUUCACCAUUUCAUUUACGAACCGAUCGAAGAUACGAUACGCGCAAUGAAAAUCAAGUACGUCCGGAGGGACGUGGGACAUCUAAAUUUGGACAUGAAGGCACAGUCCGUAAUGAAAUAAGAGAUCAUCAAAUGUUGGAAGGAAGAACCAUGCACAAAAAUGAUGGCAGAACGCGUGCACGUUUGACUCAUCCGCGGUUUGAUGCUAGAUUUCAAUUACGAACUUAUACAAAGCAUUCUACAAGACCUGAGUCCCAGAUCGACAUGCGACAUUCAAUGCAUGGAGAUGCACGAUACCAUGCCAAACACGACCCAAAUCAUAAUAAAGGAUCUCGGUAUGGUUACAAAAGGGGACGCUCUCCUGAAGAAGGUAAUAUUGUGAGUGAGCGUUACAUACGUAGAAGAAGAUCGACAUCGCCUGUCAAACACGCCAUCACGUCUUCAUCGCCUAGCAAAGAAGAUCGAGAACUAGAACAUAAUUAUACUUCACUUACAAACGAGUUAUUACAUAGCCCUCCUAUGGGGGUGACAACCGGUAUGUCACAUAACAACACAUUUAGGUCUUCACCGCAAUGGGCAGGCAGAACGUUACCUGUUCGAACGAGUAAAUUUAAUGGAAAGCGUCGAAUGAUAAAUUCGAAAAGAUCGGGGGAAAUACAUGGAGAUGCACAAAGGAAUGCAAAAGGACAUUUGCGAGGAUUGAGACAUCGCAACAAACGGACCGAUUGCAUUCAAGACGUUCAGCACGAUAUGUCUCACAUAGACACAUCCUUAUCCCCUGACCAGCUUUCUCAUUUAUCACGCUCUGCUUUAUGGACAAUGGAAACCAGCGAUCCCGCGCUUGGCCAAAAAUCUCCUUCCUAUUCAUCAAUCCAGAGGGAUCUCCAAGAUACCGAUUCUCACAUGUCAACUCGGGGGGGGUUUAUAAAACCCCCGAUUAUGUCUAACAGAAAAUGUAAGGGCAUGAGGAGAAUGGAGAACGGCAAUGAAAGGCGCGAUAGAGAAAGAGGAAGUAGAAAUAGGUCUAGAAGACGAGGGGACGCGGAUGUCUACGAGCGUAGAUGUCCGCCGUUCUCGCCAGAAGCUAGAAGUGAUGAUGGUGAUCAUGUUUAUCAUAGUGGUAACAGUAGUUCUAGUAGAGAUUCUGGACUUGGUAUUCGGAUAGCUUCGUCGCCAUUGCCAGAGGCAUCAAAAGAGAUGGAUACAGCAGGCAGAUAUCAUGGUGUUUUGUCAUCUCCCGCGUACUCGCCUGAUUUCCGAGAAAAACCGACUUCGGAACCGGUGGUCAAUGUUUUAACUUCACCCACAUAUUCGCCACAACCUCAAGAAAAAUCAUAUAUGGAAUUUGGACUUCGUGUUCCAACAUCCCCUGAGUAUUCAUCGGAGCCACAAGGGGCAGUUAUAUCAGGAUUGCCAAUUAUAUCAGGAUUAAUGGUUGGUGCAUAUUCUUCUACAUACUCUUCCGUGCAUCAAGAAGGCGCUUGUAACACCUCAAUUUCGCAAGAGAAACUGCACGAGAAUUCUGAUAUGUCUCUUACGCGCUCGCUUAAAUCGGAGGAGAAAUCAUAUAUGAAUUUGAGUAGUUGUCACCCGCCCUCCUCACUAGAAGAAAAACUCGAUAGGGAAUCGUUAUUCCGCAAUCAGUCAUCACCAUUGCAUUCCCAUGACUAUGAGGGAAAGUCACACAAUGACUUGGAACAUUAUGAUACAUCUUCAACCUCAUGCGCCCCAAUGUUAGAGAAUGCAAGUUCCGAUAUAAUGGCGAAGGGAAAGCAACCAGAAAUUUCCGGCUCACUGUCUCCGUCAACAAUAACGUCCACGGUUACACCUUCUACACCAGAGGGCUAUGAGGAACUAAAUGAUGAGUCGAGAGAGCCUAAUGAAAGAGAGUCUAAUGAAGAAUUGAGUGAAAAAAAGGUGAACAAAGAAGUGAGUGGCAAGGUUUUUGGAGAGGCAAAGGAAGAGUUGAACACAGGAUUGAGUGGUGAGGUUUUUGGAGAGGCAAAGGAAGAGUUGAACACAGGAUUGAGUGGUGAGGUUUUUAGAGAGGCAAAGGAAGAGUUGAACGCAGGAUUAAGUAGUGAGGUUUUUGGAGAGGCAAUGGAAGAGUUGAACACAGGAUUGAGUGGUGAGGUUUUUGGAGAGGCAACAGAAGAGUUGAACACAGGAUUGAGUGGUGAACCAACAGUAGAAUCAAUUGAAGAAAGAAAAGGAGAAUGCCAAUCUAAUAAGGCAUUGGAUAACAGGCACAUAUUAUUGAAAGAAACUGAUUCAGAUUCACUAAAUCCAUCAUAUGGCUUUGCUAUUAUGCCAGUAAUGAGGACAAGUGAGGUGUUUAAUGAGUUGUCACCUCUACAAGCAGCUAUGAUUGAGGCUAUAUUUAUUAUGAACAAAGAAAUGCUAGAUAAUGAAUCUUAG